This is a messenger RNA of Diorhabda sublineata, 544 nucleotides long. RefSeq lists its product as uncharacterized. Bases 39 to 479 code for a protein of 146 amino acids. The record is from RefSeq and is a predicted model, not a curated record. The transcript has 4 exons. Gene Ontology annotation, cellular component: membrane. NCBI's taxonomy places the organism in Eukaryota, Metazoa, Arthropoda, Insecta, Coleoptera, Chrysomelidae.
UACCUGAAGUAUUAAAAACCAUAAAUGCGGAGAUUAAAAUGAGUGCACAGAAAUACGGAGUAGAGUUUUUAAAAAGUUAUCCCGGUAUAUUGAAAAUUACCGAACAGGUACUGAAUAUAGCAGUUCUGAUAGGAGUUUCGGUAUGCGGAUUCCAAACAACAAUUAUACUGCUCGGCAUAAACGUAUUUUACGCUAUAUGCACAACUACAUUCUUCUUAAUAGUAAGAUAUAGAUCUGUAUUCAAAAACUCUACUUUCCCGUGGGAUUGGAUCGAAUGUGCUAAUUGUAUUGCCGUCGCGAUAAUGUACGCUUUAGGAUCGUCGAUUGCCCUUUCGGAGAUGUCGAAGGAAUUCAUAGUAACCGCAAUAAUUGGUUACAUAGCUGCUAUGGUAUACGCUUUAGAAACUGUAGAUGCUUUUAAACUGGCUGCUACACCACGAGCUCGGUACGUUUGGACGACACCAAAUAUGCCAGAAUAAGAAAAGUCAUAUUGUAUCUCUAUUGUUAUUUAUUUGUUGGACAAUAAAGUUAACUUUUUCGAUAA